UUGUUUUUCACUCUCUCUCUCUCUCUCUUCACACAGUCAAGCGGCGGCGAAGAUGAGUAAAGGAGGAGCAGCGGCGGCGGGAGCCAAGGGCGGGAAGAAGAAGGUCGCGACAUACGUGAUCGAUUGCGCUAAACCUGUGGAGGAUAAGAUUAUGGAGAUUGCUUCUCUCGAGAAGUUCCUGCAGGAGAGAAUCAAGGUCGGAGGUAAAGCCGGCGCUCUUGGCGAUUCCGUUACCGUUACCCGUGAGAAGAACAAGAUCACCGUUACCGCUGACGCCACUUUCUCCAAGAGGUACCUCAAGUAUUUGACAAAGAAAUACUUGAAGAAGCACAACGUUAGGGAUUGGCUUCGGGUGAUUGCUUCCAACAAAGACAGGAACGUUUACGAACUUCGCUACUUCAACAUUGCUGAGCAAGAGGGUGAGGAAGAAGACUAGAAGACUUGUAACUCUCCACCCUUUUUUGCUACAAACGACUUUUUCGUUCGAUCUAUUUAUGUUGUCGGUUUUGUUCAAUUUUCUGAAUCCUUAGUUUAUCGAGUUUGCAUUUUUCGUUUAUUUGAUGAUUCUCUAUGAUUUUGUUUUUUUAUAUGAUUAAUUCAGUGACUACAGAUAUCUCUCAUUUUUAAUAUUUGGGCUA
Erythranthe guttata (spotted monkey flower) is the source of this 638-nucleotide messenger RNA. RefSeq names its product large ribosomal subunit protein eL22z. Gene Ontology annotation, cellular component: ribosome. Gene Ontology annotation, biological process: cytoplasmic translation. Gene Ontology annotation, molecular function: structural constituent of ribosome; RNA binding. The record is from RefSeq and is a predicted model, not a curated record. Lineage: Eukaryota; Viridiplantae; Streptophyta; Magnoliopsida; Lamiales; Phrymaceae.